Messenger RNA from Asterias rubens (European starfish), 2129 nucleotides. Its product is annotated as anamorsin homolog. The transcript has 10 exons. Gene Ontology annotation, cellular component: cytoplasm. Gene Ontology annotation, biological process: iron-sulfur cluster assembly. The coding region runs from base 206 to 1102 and encodes 298 amino acids. Lineage: Eukaryota; Metazoa; Echinodermata; Asteroidea; Forcipulatida; Asteriidae. The record is from RefSeq and is a predicted model, not a curated record. Gene Ontology annotation, molecular function: iron-sulfur cluster binding.
AAACAUAAACGCUGAGUCACACACGCACACACACGAUACGCACGUCGCGGUCGCGGUGUGUGAAAUAAACAAAGUACGUAACUUGAUGUUUCGUCAUCAUCAGCUGACUGCGUCUGAAUACUGUGUCUAUAAUUUUCAUAAAGACGGCUUGUUUUCGUAAUUUUGACUCAGACUACGUGUUUACCAGCCACACAGUUUUAAAUCGAUGGAGUCCAUUCUAAGUGGCGGGCAGCGAGUUCUGUUAACAUGGGGGGAAGGACAGGACCCAGAGGGAAUUAAGAGAGCUGUCGAGAGACUCAGCGCUGCUCUGGGGCAGAAUGGUAAACUUCAGGUGGAAAACAUUGAGAGGCUUGCCCUGGCUGCUCAUCAGAAGUCUGUGUUUGAUGUGGCUCUCCUAGGAGCUGUCAACCCUCCCUCUGUAACACAUACCAUGGACCACCUUGCUGAGGUAGCCAGAAUACUAAAACCCAGUGGGAGGAUGUACCUCAGAGAGCACAGUUCCCCAAAAGAUGGAAGAACAAAGGAGAAGCUUGUGUCGUUGCUCAAAGUGGCUGGCUUUGUCAGCAUCUCACAGCCUGAGGAAGCCCUGUUGAGUCUUGAGUCACAAGGUGAAGUGAACGGCACCGACGGUGUGAUCGAGCUAUGUUGCAGUAAUCCAGCAUUUGAACUGGGCUCGGCUGUGUCGUUACCGCUCUUUGCAAAGAAGAAAGAAACCAAAGGGAAAUCUAAAGCAGAAGUGAACAAGGUCUGGACGCUAUCGUCAUUUGACAUGGCUGAUGAUGAUGUGGACAUCAUUGACUCUGAUAAACUACUAGAAGAAGAAGAUUUCACCAAACCUGAUCCCAGUACACUAAUAGCUGAGUGCGGUCCAAACUCAGCUAAGAAGAAAGCGUGCAAAAACUGCACCUGUGGAUUUGCUGAGGAGUUAGAUGAAGGCGCUGUCAAAUCAGAUAAAGUCAAGAAAUCGGUUACAUCAUCGUGUGGAAGUUGUUAUCUCGGAGACGCAUUCCGCUGCUCCAGUUGCCCAUACCUAGGUAUGCCUGCCUUCAAGCCCGGAGAAAAGAUUACCCUCAGUGAUCGACAGCUCAACCCUGACCUGUGAUAUAUUCAACCUGACAUCAUAAACUUUGAACUCUGACCUUUGAAAGAUCACUCGGUGAUGCUAGGACAACUGUGUUUCAUUAUGACCUCAACAUGACCUCAACAUGACCUGUGAUAGAGUCAACUGUCUUAAUGAACCAAGAGAUUUAGCAGAAGCCGAAUAUUUCAGUAACCAUUUAGCAUCUCGUAUCAGGGAAUUUAUACUUAUGGGUGCAGUUGAAGUACUUAUAGAUGUCAAGAACUUGUAUAUAAAUAAUAAUAAUCGUAUAACUUGGUAUGAAAUAAUGUUGUCAACAAAAUAAGGACAAAAUAUUAAUAUAUCAGGGCCCAAUUUCAUAGAGCUUUUAAGCACAAAAAGUAGCCAAGUCGUAGAACAAUGUUGUCCACCAGGAUAAGGUGACCAGCCAAAAUACCAUGGGACAUGCAACGUAUGUGGUUGGUUUCCUGCUCAUUGAUGCUUAGCAGAAGUCUUCUAAGCAAUAAUUCUGAUUAAGCAGCUUUAUGGAAUUAAGUCUGUAGUCAUAAAAACUUGCUAAACACAGAAAAAAUAUUCCAUAAAGUUGACCUUGUGGCAACUGGUGCCCCACUCUUUUUGCUUAGCCUAACAUUUUGCUUAGCAGUAUUUUCUGCUAAACAGCUUUAUGAAAUUGUGCGCUGGCCUGUUAUGCAAUCAUAUACAGAAUUGUUGACAUUCUCUGGUGUAUAGGUACUCAUUUUACAGUUGAGGUUUUUUUUCUUUACUUAAUUUAAGAAAAAAAAUUGAAUAUUUGUAUAAUUCUACACUAAACCCCACGUCUUUGUUUUAUCUGGUGUUCAUGGGCUAUAGAAAUUUAAAUACAUACAAUGAAAUUGGCCGAGAAAUAUAAGAGGUUUGAAAAAGUUUGGGUUCGAACAAAAAAAAGUUUAAAGGAGCAGGUCUUGAACCAUCACGGACCUCCGUAUAAAAAUGUACCUUUGGUAGUUAAAGACAGUGGACACUAUUGGUAAUUGUCAAAGACUAGUUUUCACAAUUAGUGUAUCUCAACAUA